AACAAGCACGAAACCUAGGUCCAGGGCUUCCUGCCGAUUUCCUCCGUCCAGCUAACAUUCAACCAGUGGAGUAUCGGCAUGACUCCAAAAGAUAUUUCAACUUCAUUCGAAGUUCUUUGGAUAGACUAUUACUCCAUCCAACUCCUUAAACUGUAAUAGUCUUGUUUUAUUAUCUUGUUUGUUUGUAGUGAAAACUGCCUUUUAAUCACAUCUGGUGAGUUGAAAACAUUUCAAGUAUUAGGUUGUUUAUUUUCGGUGAUUAACUGCGAAAAUUCGAAAGUAAACCACAAAUUUUCUGUGUAUACCUUUUCGAUUUGCUGUAGAUAUUGUUAUGGCAUCUAGUUUUGUUGAAGGAUUUUCUCAAUUGCACAGUGAUGUUAAUAUUGCAGAUCAUUCUGGACCGAGUACAGUUUUAUCCUGUUUCCUUAUCGGUUACAUCAGUGCCCUUAACUAUGGAUUUUUGCCAGCUAUACAAUCAUAUUCUUGUGCUGCUUAUAAUGCGCUCACAUAUCACUUGGCAGUUACUCUAUCAGGAGCAUUUUCUGCUAUAUCCACAGUAUCAACCACAUUUUUUGUGAAUCGUUAUUCCAAACAAAUAAAGUCGACUGUUUAUGGCGAAAUUAGAUCAAUAUCAAAUGACUCACACAAUAUGAACUCUAGAAUAUCAAAACAGAAUGAUGCGAAUUCUGGACACGAAGUCAUAGUGAUUGCGAACAAAUCAUUUAUGAAUUCAGUUCAUAGAAAAUGGAUCGGUAUUGUUAUUGUUUCUUCAUUGCCGGCAGCUUAUCUGAUUUGUUUGGCUAGUUCCAGUCCUAAACCACCUUUAUUAGGUGGUUUCGGCUCUGCAAGUUCUGUACGUUCAGUUGACUUUCAACCGAAUUUCUUUGGUUUGUAAACUUACUUAUCAUGUUUGUUACCAAUAUCCUGGU
This is a messenger RNA of Heterobilharzia americana, 929 nucleotides long. Lineage: Eukaryota; Metazoa; Platyhelminthes; Trematoda; Strigeidida; Schistosomatidae. The record is from the annotation of a GenBank genome assembly.